Asparagus officinalis (garden asparagus) is the source of this 2299-nucleotide messenger RNA. RefSeq lists its product as uncharacterized. Bases 25 to 1749 code for a protein of 574 amino acids. The transcript is spliced from 4 exons. The record is from RefSeq and is a predicted model, not a curated record. Lineage: Eukaryota; Viridiplantae; Streptophyta; Magnoliopsida; Asparagales; Asparagaceae.
ACGCGCUGAAUUGAUUUCUCGAAGAUGGGUACAAUCAGGGUUUUAUCGGUGAUAUUCUUGAUUCUGGUGGUCUUAAUAGGAGGAUCCGAUGCUUCGUCUCGAGGUCUACUGGCUGAUGAGAAGCCGAAUCCUGAUAAGGUUUCAACGUCUUCUACUACAAGCCCUCAAACAGUAGGUAAGGAAUUGAACCAGAAACCUCAGCAGGAUCCUGUAGGAUCCCAACCUGAUAUGAGUAGAAAGGAUGAGGGGGUGAAGGAGAGUAAAGGUCCUCAGAAUGAUGAAAGAGGCGAUGGGCAGAAAGAAAGCAAAGAAGCUCCGAAGAAUGAGGAGAAGAAAAAUGAUGAUAAAGUAAAAGAGAGCAAUGAUCCUUCAAAGAGUACAGAGAAUGCUAGAAAAGAUGAUGGGCCGAAAAAAAGUGAUGGUACAGGGAAUACGCAAAAUGAUGGUGGAGCUAAAGAUGGAGAAGGCUCUUCUGGAAACAAAGAAAUUAGGGGAAAGGAUGGCGGAAUGAAAGAGGGUGAGGGCACGUCGGAAAACAAAGAGAAUAAGAAAAAGGGCGAUGGAAUGAAAGAGGGUGGAAGCUCUUCGGAAAACAAAGAGAAUAUGAAAAAGGAUGACGGAACUAAAGCGGGAGAAGGCUCUUCGGAAAACAAAGAGAAUGUGAAAAAGGAUGAUGGAACGAAAGAGGGAGAGGGCUCUUCAGAAAGCAAAGAAAAUAUGAGAAAGGGUGAUGGAACUAAAGAGGGAGACGGCUCUUCAGAAAACAAAGAGAAUACAAAAAAGGAUGAUGGAACUAAAGAGGGAGAAGGAUCUUCAGAAAACAAAGAAAAUACGAAAAAGGAUGAUGGAAACAAAGAGGGAGGAGGCUCUUCUGGAAACAAAGAAAAUAUGAAAAAGGAUGAUGGAACGAAAGGGGGAGAAAGCUCUGAAAACAAAGAAAAUAGCAAAAAGGAUGGAGGAACAAAAGAGGGAGAAGACCCUUCUAAGAGCAAGGAGAACAGGAAAGAUGAUGCUGGGAAGGACGGAAGCAAGGGGCCUAAUGGAGAGGACAGUCAUAUAGAUAAUAAAUCUCAGUUGGACUUGUGUGAUGGUUCGUUGCAGAAAUGUCAGCAGCCAGAUUUGAUUGCUUGUCUUCAGAACUCUGAAACAGGACUUUCUAAAGAAUUGGUCAUGGUAGUCCAAAAUGUGGGGGACAAUACUCUCGAUGUGAAUAUUGCAGUUCCAAGCUCAGUCAGAGUUGAUUCCAAGUUGCUAAAUCUGGCUAAACACAGCGCUAAAAAAGUCAACAUCUCAACAGGAGACACCAAAACUCUAAGAAUAGUUUUGAAUGCCGGAAAAGGGGACUGCAUCAUUGAAGUUGGCAUCGAACCAUCCUUAUCUGAUUGGAUGCAACAGUUCCCAGUCUAUGCCAAACAAUUGAGUCCAAUAUACGGCGUCUAUUUCGUAUUCUUUGUCCUCCUUAUUGCUGCGGGAGUUUGGGGUUGCUGCAGGUUGAGGAGAGAAAAGAGAGCUGGUGACGGUGUACCAUAUCAACAACUUGAAAUGGGAGCACAGAGGCAUUCAAAUUCAGAAAUUAUUGAAGAGAGCACAAUUGAUGGUUGGGAGCAAGACUGGGAUAAUGACUGGGAUGAAGAGGAGGCACCAGCGAGGACUUUGGCUACAAGCCCUAAUGGAAAUAUUUCAUCUAAUGGCCUUUCAUCAAGGUCUGCCAAUAAAAAGAACGAUUGGGACGUUGAAUGGGAUGAUUAGCUAUUUUCCGGCUAGAAAGUUUGAAAAGGUUCGAGCAAAAUUUCAUCCUGCAAAAAACCCUUCACGCCUCUUUCCUUUGACGAAUGAAGCGAUAAGUUUUGGGAAAUAGGUUCAUUUAUUUUCCUUUCCCUUUUUUGGGUUUGGCUUGUAAAGAGAAACUUGUGGUUUGCUAAGCCAGCUGAGCUUUUAUACUGGAGUUACUUUCGGCAAAUGCUCACAUACCGCAGGGUUGUAGACUACUGUUGUUGAGACAGUUCACCGAUUACGUCCUUUACAAGAGGUUUCAAAGAAGCAUGAGUACAGAAAAUGUUGAUAUUUAUCGAUCACCGAUAUACACAACACUCCUGAUCAAAUAAGCGCAACACGGUGGUGGUAAGUUAUGAAGUGAAAUGUUACAUUGUGAUAGCACGAAUUCUCUGCCGCGUUGUAUUUUAAUUUUGUAGUUGUAUUACUUUACAUGAGAUCAUUUUGUUAAUAGGAGGUAGGAUGCAAUACGGAUUGUUCCUUUUUCUUUUCCUUUUUCAUGCUAAAAUAUUGCUAUCUUUUCCGA